CGGACAGUGAGCCACAGAUUAAAGAAACCAAUAAACCUCUCCGUAGUACAAAUGAUGUUUGUAAUUUUCAGUACCUAUUAUUCGUGAUCUAUGACGCACAUUAUUAUUUUUUUUUUUAAUAUUAAGAAGACGUAUCCAGAGCCAUCGUAGUCAGUACAAAAAAAAAAUUCAAAUUUUGAAAUUUCAUAACGUUUGUCGAUUAUGUUUUGUGAUUUCAUUUCAUUGUGAAUUUCUAGAAUCUUUAAAGAAUCUUCCGUUGCAACUGACCAUCAAAUUUUUAGUCUAUUUGAUUCAAGUGACUUCUUUAUAAGUGAUUAACGAUUAUUUGUGAAAUACGUUUAGUAGAUAACUUAGACAAGAGUGAUUAACAUCAUGUCUGGGAGAGAUAUUUACUAUUCUGAGAAAUACUAUGACGAGGAACACGAAUACAGGCACGUAGUAUUAUCAAAAGAUAUGGUGAAGCUAGUGCCCAAGAAUCAUUUGAUGUCGGAGCAAGAAUGGCGCAGUAUCGGAGUUCAACAAAGCCAGGGUUGGGUACACUACAUGACACAUCAACCUGAACCACACAUUCUACUUUUUCGGCGAAAGAAGACUACACAACAAGAAAAAAAGUAAAAAAGCUGGUCUAUGGUUAUACUGCAAAAAAAAAAUGUACAGGUUCUUUGUGAGAUUAGUUAUAAUUUAGUUUUAAUUUUCCCAUGACAAAUUUAUUGCAACCCUAUAUAUAUAUAUAUAUA
Galleria mellonella (greater wax moth) is the source of this 737-nucleotide messenger RNA. RefSeq names its product cyclin-dependent kinases regulatory subunit-like. NCBI's taxonomy places the organism in Eukaryota, Metazoa, Arthropoda, Insecta, Lepidoptera, Pyralidae. The record is from RefSeq and is a predicted model, not a curated record. The coding region runs from base 373 to 615 and encodes 80 amino acids. The transcript has 3 exons. Gene Ontology annotation, biological process: regulation of mitotic cell cycle. Gene Ontology annotation, molecular function: ubiquitin binding; cyclin-dependent protein serine/threonine kinase activator activity; histone binding. Gene Ontology annotation, cellular component: SCF ubiquitin ligase complex; cyclin-dependent protein kinase holoenzyme complex.